AUGUGCGACGCGGCGGGUGACGGCGGUGGGUGCGGGGCGGACACGGAACCGCCGCGGCGCCGCCGCGCACCGGGAGACAGGUGUGAACGCCCCCGAACGUGCAUGAAGUGCGGGCAGGGCACGGCCGCCCUCGUCAUCCGCGUCGGGGACCCCUUCUGCCGGGGCUGCUUCCGUGACUACUUUGUGCACAAGUUCCGUGCCAUGCUGGGCAAGAACCGUGUCAUCUUCCCGGGAGAGAAGGUGCUGCUGGCAGUGUCAGGGGGCCCAGCCUCCAGUGCCAUGGUCCGGCAGGUGCAGGAGGGGCUCAGCCGGGAGGCGGCCAAGAGGCUCCGCUUCGUCCCUGGCCUGGUCUACGUGGAGGCAGCCCUGGCACUGCCCCCCUGCCUUCCAGAGGGAGCCGUGCGCAGGCAGAGCCCGGAGCAGCGGGAGCAGACCCUGGCUCAGAUGGAGACCCUGCUGCAGGCCACCGGCUUCCCCUACUACCUGAUCCACCUGGAGGAGGCACUGGAGCUGCCCCCAUCCAUCCUACAGCCGGGGCUGGAGCGCGCCAGCACAUCCAGCCCAUCCGGCCCUUCCUACAAGGAGGCUGUGGACAGCUUCAUCCAGCAGCAGCGGCAGGAUGGGGACAGUGGCACCUCUCUGCCUGGUCACAGCACCCAGGACACGCCAGCGGGACCCUCGGCCACCCCUCGCCUGCCGGACGCUGCCCAGACCCAGGAGCUGCUCCGCAGCUUCGAGGCCGCGGGGACGGCGACGGCGCGGGAGGAGCUGCUGGAGAUGCUGCGGACCCACCUGAUCGUGCAGACAGCCCGGGACAGGGGCUAUGCCAAGGUGAUGAUGGGCGAGAGCCUCACACGCGUGGCCAUCAAACUCCUCACCAACCUCUCCCUGGGGCGCGGCGCCUUCCUCGCCGUGGACACGGGCUUCACGGACCAGCGCCACGGUGACGUGAUGGUGGUGAGACCCAUGCGGGACUACACGGCCAAGGAGAUCGCCUUCUACAACCGCUUCUUCAGCGUCCCCACCGUCAUUGUGCCACCCCUCUUCACCAAGCGCCGGGAGAAGCCCAGCAUCCACCAGUUGGUCGAGCGCUUCCUGCUGGGACUGCAGGAGGAGUUCCCCUCCACCAUCAGCACCGUGUACAGGACGGGCGAGAAGCUGAGCCCGGAGCCAGCCAAGGCCAGCAGCGAGUCCCAGCGCUGCCUCCUCUGCCUCUGUGGCCUGGACACCGAUGGGGAGGAGGAGUUGGCUCUGGAGCCCACGCUGAUCUUGGAGGAGCCAGCAGCAGGGGUUGAGAGCAAAGCUGCCUACAUCCCCCUGCUGUGCUACAGCUGCCGCCUCACCUUCAAGGAGCUGGGUCCCCUUGACACGCUGCCCCCCUACGUGCGCGCCGAGGGCCAGCGCAGGAUCCGCAGAGCUGAGAUGGAGCAGGACCAGGAGAACCAGGAGUCCAGCAAGAGCUGAAGGGGUUGGGGACAGCAGGGGACACACCUCCAUCCCACUGUGGCACUGCUGGGACAGGUGCCACUCCUCAGGGACAGCCCAGAGGGUGCUGAGGAUUCCUGACACCCAGGCAGCUUUUAUACCCCAUUUCUGUCCCAGCAAAGGGCAGGGAGAGCCCUCAGCCCCUGUUU
Messenger RNA from Sturnus vulgaris (Common starling), 1634 nucleotides. The record is from RefSeq and is a predicted model, not a curated record. NCBI's taxonomy places the organism in Eukaryota, Metazoa, Chordata, Aves, Passeriformes, Sturnidae.